CAGAAAACUUUAUGAUCGAAGUUGGGAGGCGUAAGAUAUUAACGAACGGGGCCGAACCCCGGCGGAAAUUGCGAGAGUAAAUUUACAUUGAUCGAAAAACGUCAAUCUUUGAAACUUCAGAUGUAUCGUAUAGAGCUUCGGGAUUCGGGAGCCUCGUGAUGUUGCGCAACAGCGAAAAAGGAGGAUUAAUUUCUAAUUAUUAAACUUGCGAAUUUCUGUAAAUACACUGCAAUUUGAUAUUAAUUACAACAGUAUUUACAAAAUGCGCAGGAGUGCGGCUUUCAUCUUUAGGUAAAAAAGUUGUUUCAAUUCUUAUCAAUUUACUCGCUCAAUUACGUCAAUAUUUUACAGACAUGAAAAUUGGUGACUGAAAAGAAAAAAAAAAAACAUCUAGAAUAACUGAAUCCGUAACCGGUGAUCAAAGCUGAGGUCAAAUCGUGAUCGUCGUCGCGCGAUAAAAUGCCAAUUGGCGGGUACCGCAGUUUAAGGGUUAACAAGUUUAAUCGACACUCGAUAAGAAUCGCCUCAGCUAGGCCAUUGGUGGCCUAACACAAAAUUCAAGUAUGUCACGAGAUUUUUCAAAAGUCGUUUGUUGCUCGAGAAAAAUCAAGUUGCACACAUACAUACAUUUAAUUUUUAAUUUUUUAAUGAAAUAAAAUAUUUAAAUAUAAUAAUAUACUAGUAUAUAUAUUUAACAUACUCGUAUAUUUAUAUGUUAUUGAUAAAGUUCUAUGAUCGUCUUAUUAUUAUAUAUGUAUAUAUGUAUUAAUUAAUAUAAACAACAUUUCUAAUUAUUUGAUCAACAAUAUAAAUGGCAAAAAAAUAAAAAGACAAUCAUAAAAUUUAUCAAUUUGGAAAAAGUUCAAAGAUUAAAGAUCUAUGUUCUAAUAAUAAUCGGAAUAGCGAGAAAAACUUUUUCAGCCAGAAAAAUCACCGCUCUAAUUAUUAUUCAAGCGGCGAAAAAUUUCGGGAUCUGGGAUGCGUGCCCGACGACGACCAGAAACCCGCAACGAAUCGUAAUUGAAUCGGAACGCGUGCGCGAAUUUUAGCUGCCUGAUUACGCUCGUAUAUAUCAAAAUUAGCAUAUUUUCCGACAGCGAGAAAAUCAGACAAAUUUCACUUGGAUAUACAGUAGGAUGCACGUGACGAAUCGGAAAUUAACCGACGGACGUGUAUUAACAUGUGUACUUUGCAGAAUUACCGCGAUAAGUGCAAUAAAAUAUGCAUAUGUGACAAGGAUAAUUUACAAGCAGAUAAUUCAAUUUAUAUUGCCGUACUCUUGCGGUUGAGAUUUUAGAGAUAGUUUUAGAAUCAUCGGUUACAAUUAAUUAACAACAAUUUAUAAUAAAUACCAAAUAAAAAAUAAAAAUGUAUAUGUACAUAAAAGUAUAAUUUAUUAACUGUAACGUUGGAGCAUUUUUAUUUUUUUCUAUUGUUUACUACACAUUGAAUUCUUAUAUAAAUUGCAUAUUUCUUUUAGAAAGAAGCAUGGAAAAAAAGAUAAGUUACAGCAGCAAGAAUCUGUACGAGAUAAUUAAAUUUCAGUUGUUUAUAGCCAGAAUUUAGUUACCACGGGUUUUUGCUGCUGCAACUAAUUGCGAUUAAUUUUUUUAAUCUGGAAAUUAUUAAUUAUUAACCACUUCUCUCGUUAGAUUUUUUAAAGUAGAAAACUGUCGAUAAAAGUCAAUUUUUCUUCAUUAUAUUUACUCUGGUUUUAUUUUAGAUAAUAAUUAAAUAAAAAUUCGUUCUCUUGAAAUAUACUCACGUUUGUUUACUCGCAACUUUCCGGUAUCCGUUACACACAGUUUUUCAGUUAUUUUUACAUAGAAAGUGUGCUUAAACUGCCAAGAACAUAUUUCAUCGUGAGAACGAUAUUAAAUUAUUGAACUUCGCCUACGGUAUUUGCGUCUGUAGUCGGUUAAAUUUUGCAAGACGAAUAUACUAAGAGUGAAUUAUUUAUAUACGGUUGUGAAGUAUGAACGAGCUUCGAACGGUCUGCGAACACUUUGCAACUGCUGGCACGUGGCCCUAAUUGCACCGUCACGCUCGAGCUCGAAAAUGCUUUAAUUAACAUUUCCCGAGACAAAUUACGCAUAAACGUGCCGGUCCCAUCCCGUACAUCCCACACUAUCGUAAAUAUUCAUCCUUUAACGAUCGCGUAUAUGUUAUAUAAAUUGAUGAAAUCUUUUACCCUUCACCAAAGAAUAAUUCAAUUCAUUACUGACUCAACGUUUGUAUAUGCAUUUGUCAAAAUUUUAAUCUAAAGCAAUUAAUUACAGUUGAAGAGAAAUUAUAAUUUACUUCAUUAGAGAAGGGUUUACAUUCAUUUUAUUAAAUUAUUAAAAAAAAGUGAUUUCAAUAAAUUAAAUUAAUUUUAUUGAAUUGGAUUGGUCUGCAUUAAAUUAUUAUCAAUUCUCUUCUGCUGAAUUUCUAACUCGUUCAAAUCAUGAAUAGACCUAGAUUCUAAUGUUACAUCUCUAUUUAGCGCCACACUUAGUGCUAAAUGCGGACACCCAAUUCCAAAUUUUAAUCGCCCGAUACGAAGAUUGCGUUCAGGGUCAACGUGAGAUAAAUAGCAUUACUCGAUUUAACAUUAACGUGUGACAAAAAUACGUGCCGCACAAUCAAGCCAUUCCGCGAAUAAUGUUACAAUAAAAUGCGACUAUAAUUCAUAACGCCGAUCGCUAUAAUUUCAAUAUUACAUUUUAUAUAACCCCUCGGCUGGAAAAGGAUAAAUGCUGCAUAUUAGCUCGUCAGAAAUAAAGGAGAGAAAAAAAGGAGGAAAAAUUAUUAUAUCGUACUGAUUUUUUUAAGAUACAAUCAAACACUUAUAUCACGGGAGCUUAACAUAAAUUAAUACGUUAUUAUUAUUAAUACAUUAAUAAGUUAAUAUUAUUAAUUUGUAUUUAAUGCGUGCAGAAAAAUAUAUUUGGAAGGAAGCAAGCUUCACAUUAUUAGCAUUUCUACAAAAAGAAUUUAUUACAAAAGUUAAAUUAAUUAUAAGAAAUUAAUUAACACAAUUGUAAUAUUUCUUUUUCUUCUUUUUCUUUCCUUAUUUUAUAUAAAAUAAAUGCAAACAUGCUUAAUGAAUAAAAUUGAUAGGAUAAGAGAAUGGGAUAAUAGAAAUUUGAAAGUCAUCAUAUAGAAAAAUAUUACAGCCUUUUCGGACUCACGUAGACUUAAAAAGGUCCCUCGCAAUGCCGCGAGAGAUCCGCUCUUUAGUUUUAUUAUUAUACCUCUGUCGAAAAUUCGUUUGAUAUCGUGCUAGACGCCAGGCACGUGGACACACAAUUUCGCGCCUCUCACAAUAUUUACACUGUAAACCUAGCGUUUUACUUGAAUAUCAUUCAAAAUAGAACAAUACAAACGUGCGUCUCGACACACAUCUCGAUUUCAUCUCGCACACAUCUCGCACGCACUCGCGAAUUGGCUCGUCCAGAUAAUCUUCUCUCGCGCAUUUUGAAUUUCCACUACAAUUCCGAGCCUCGCUAAUAUUAAGUUUCUGGCUGAUAUUUUGAGAUCUCGGCUGAAUAAUCAUGUCGCGUGAAAUUAAACUGCGAGUCCGGUCGCGACUACGUUUCGGGACGGAUUACAUCGCAUUUCAACGGUGAGAGAUACUAUCUCGCGAAAUUGAGACGAUGCUCGCGUCGACGCGGCCGACGAUAUAAAUACGCGGGAAGCGAAGGGUGUGUUAAAAAAUUGAAGACCCCGCGAGAAAAGCGGAGAACUUGGCAAUGAAAUCGUAUUGAUCGUCAUGCCGACGUAAGGGAAAGUGCGCCGGAAGAGAGCGCGGGAGAAAAAAAAUGUUAUCCGCGACGGACGCGGAACAAAGCGCGAACAACGGCGUAAUAGUGUCGCAACUCACGAAUUCGCACACACCGCAGGAUUUCACGGUCUCACGCCUGCUGUCCACGCCGACGCACUCCUUGGAUUGCAGCGAGACCUCUUCUGCUACUGGAAACAGGAGACCCAGGAGAAGCAGGACAACCUUCUCGGCGCAACAGUUGGCCGCGUUAGAGAGGGUCUUUGAGAAGACGCAUUAUCCAGACGCCUAUGUUCGUGAAGAACUGGCAACUAGGGUGUCUUUGUCGGAAGCCAGAGUGCAGGUGUGGUUUCAGAACAGGCGGGCGAAGUUCCGGCGGAACGAGCGGAGCUCGGCGAUGAGCCGGGGCGUCUCCGCAGGCAGGGAGAUGGAGGCCGCGCUACCGCUGCGUCCUAUCAGGGUGUCGCACCCUCCGCAGCACUCGGUAGAGAGCAAUGCGGAAUCGUCACAGGGCGCAGUUGCUACCACCCAGGUGACGGCGCAGUACUCCUACGGCGACUAUUGGCGAACGACGCCGCAGCAUUACGCGGUGCAAACUGCUGCGACCGCCGGCUGCCACGGCUUCGCCACGAACGGCGGUCUGGCGAACGUGGGCUUACCGCCGUACCAUCAUCAUCAGGCCGACAUUCACCACGGCACCCUCGAUGGAACCGCCGUCAACGGUCUGAGCGCCCUGAGGCUGCGAGCGCAUCCUUAUGGCUCGACGUAUCCGGCGAUGCACGCGAGCAUGUGACACUGUCCCCGGAAAUCGAAUCUUCAGUACGCGAGAACGUAACGUUAGGCCUCUGAAAGUGUAAUUUAGAUCGAGAGAAUUUAAGCUUCUGAGAUCGAGAUCGCACUUAAAUCACAAAAUGUGAUAUUUUUAUCCGAAGAAAGAAAUGAAAAAAUACGCAUAAAAAAAUUAUCUUUUCUUUAGAAAUUGUAGAACUUGAGACACGUGCGCGGCGAAACUAUUUCUUAGAAAUUAUAUCUCUAGGUUCUUUACGAGUCUCCGCGUGAGUCGCCACGAGUCUCUUUCUCGGUAACUGACUCUCCGUUUAUAAAUUCAUACAUCGAAGACUGGAAUAUUUAUUACGAUUUUAUUAAUGACUUUCUUUACUCGCGUAACAUGCCAUUCGGGUUGCGCUGAGAGAAAUAUUUGCUGAGAUAAAUCAAACGUUUAGUUGAAUAGCGAUCAAAUAAAUUUCAUAGUUAUAAUUAUUAAAUAUGUAGUUUUUUUGACUAAACAAUCUAUAGCCUUAACCAAACAAUUUUUAUACAACUAUGUAUAACCAAAUGGUUCGUUAAAUGUUACUAAAUUCUUGGUACCAGUAAUUACAAAAUUUAUUUGAUCUUUAUUUAAUUAAACGUUUAAUCUCACCAAAUAUUUCUCUCAAUGUGUUGCAACAUUCUGGAGAUGCGAUAUGUGACGCAAACACAUAAAGAAUCAAUUAGCGGAAUCUUUAUAAAAGUGAUUAGAAUUCGCUUGUUCAAUCAUCCAAACCAAAGAUAACUGUUGGCUGUUAAGUAUAAAUUUGAAACCACAGUCGAUUCAAGAUGAUCUCGCGCAGCAUCUGGCAUCCCUGGGGC
Molecule: messenger RNA, 5392 nt
Organism: Solenopsis invicta (red fire ant)
Lineage: Eukaryota; Metazoa; Arthropoda; Insecta; Hymenoptera; Formicidae
Product: paired mesoderm homeobox protein 1
Exons: 4
Coding region: 3804-4556 (250 amino acids)
Biological process (GO): regulation of transcription by RNA polymerase II
Molecular function (GO): DNA-binding transcription factor activity, RNA polymerase II-specific; RNA polymerase II transcription regulatory region sequence-specific DNA binding
Source: RefSeq, a predicted model, not a curated record